ACAGUAUCAUUUCCCCUUUCGUUCACUACAAUCUUUCAAGAUCUUUAGAAUUUUUCAAUCCGGGAGUUCAAGAAUGGUUGAUUCCAAACUCCAAGGAUAUAUCCAACUUCUCUUCAUUUGGCUUCUGUCCACCUUCCUAGUUCUAACAAUACUGAAGACAAAACAGAGGAAGGCUCGUCGUCCACCCAGCCCACUAGCCCUCCCUAUCAUCGGACACCUUCACCUUCUUUCCCCUCUUCCUCAUCGAGAUUUUUACAACCUUUCCCUUCGCUAUGGUCCUAUCAUCCACCUUUCCCUCGGCUCUGUUCCUUGCGUGGUCGCCUCCUCUGCUGAAGCUGCCAAAGAAUUCCUUAAAACUCACGAACUUUCUUUCUCCAAUCGACCAGCUCGAACUGUUGCUGUCCGGCACUUGACCCUAUUCAUGUCUGAACUUCUAGGCGGGAAGAUGCUCGACCAGCUCCUUUUGGUGAGGGAGCAAGAGACGAAGAGAUUUCUGAGAACUUUGCUUCAGAAAGGGAAGGUCGGCGGCGAGGCGGUGGAUGUUGGAGCAGAGCUCAUGGUGCUUUCGAAUAACAUUGUAUCCAGAAUGACUGUGAGUAAAACGAGCUCUCAAAAUGAAGAUGAAGCCGACGUGGUGAGGAAGUUGGUGAUCGAUGCCGCUGAGCUCUCCGGGAAGUUUAACAUAUCGGACUUCAUCGCGUUCUGCAAGAUAUUUGAUUUGCAGGGAUUCAACAAGAGGUUGAAGGAAGUCCGAGAGAGGUUUGAUACCAUGAUGGAAAGAGUAAUAGAAGAGCACCAAGAAGAAAGGAGGAGGAGAAAAGACACGGGCAUUAGAGGAGAUCAGACCAGGGAUAUACUGGACGUUUUGUUAGACAUACACGAAGAUGAGAACUCGGAGACGAAAUUGACAAAAGAGAACAUCAAGGCGUUUAUCAUGGACAUAUUUGUGGCAGGGACAGACACAUCCUCCAUAACCAUUGAAUGGGCUCUGGCAGAGUUAAUCAACCAUCCGCGCGUAAUGAAGGAAGCAAGACAAGAGAUUGAUUCAGUAAUCGGAAAGACCAGAAUAGUAGGGGAGUCCGACAUAGUGAAACUCCCUUACCUUCAAGCCGUAGUCAAAGAAACGAUGAGGAUUCACCCUGCGGGCCCAUUGAUCUUCAGGGAAUCGUCAAGAAGCUCUGUAGUGUGUGGAUACGAGAUUGCAGAGAAGACCCGGUUAUUUAUAAACGUGUGGGCUAUUGGCAGGGAUCCCAGUCAGUGGGAGAACUCUCAUGAGUUUAGGCCAGAGAGAUUUAUGAGCGAAGACGGAAAAGGUCAAUUAGAUGUUAGGGGUCAGCAUUUUGAAUUGAUUCCUUUCGGGAGCGGAAGAAGAGGAUGUCCUGGAACGUCACUGGCUCUUCAGGUUGUGCACGCCAAUCUUGCAGCUAUGAUUCAGUGCUUCGAAUGGAAGGUAAGUGGCGCGAUUAGCAUGGAGGAAAAAGCCGGGAUUACCCUUCCAAGGGCUCACCCCCUUAUUUGUGUCCCCGUGCCCAGGCUUGAUCCAUUUCCUUCUGUAUCUUGGUGAGAUCAACGUACGGUUCUCUCAAAUGGCAGUGAUGGAAACCUGUGUUUGAGUUUUAAAAUUUGAUUUUUCUUGUAUAAUAUUUAGUUUUUUUCAUUUUAAAUAAGAUAUUUAUAGGGUUUAACAGGGAUUAAGAUCAGAUCUGUGCAAAUGAAGUUAAGAUUGCUUUCUGGGUUCGGCUUUCUUGAAUGAUUUAAAUGAAGAUGACUUUUUUUAGUCCCUCCCUUCAGUUAAAUUAAGAU
Prosopis cineraria is the source of this 1803-nucleotide messenger RNA. Its product is annotated as cytochrome P450 93A3-like. Gene Ontology annotation, molecular function: monooxygenase activity; iron ion binding; oxidoreductase activity, acting on paired donors, with incorporation or reduction of molecular oxygen. Lineage: Eukaryota; Viridiplantae; Streptophyta; Magnoliopsida; Fabales; Fabaceae. The record is from RefSeq and is a predicted model, not a curated record.